CUUAAAACUUUCCAUGUCUAAAUGGACUCCUGAAUGUAAAAUAGUUUAUACUCUAAAAGCGGAUAUGAAGAGUGAAGUUCCUUCUGAUGCACCAAAGAGACAGGAGAGUCUGAAGGGGAUCCUCUUGAACCCUGAGCCUAUUGGGGCAGCCAAAAGCUUCACUGCAGAAGUUGAGAUGAUUGCCAGUAAAGUAGGGAAUGAGUUUUCUCACUUACGUGGUGAUUCUCAGAAGCAGAAGGACAUGAAUGGCAACCAUACAGACCAAGACAAAAGUAUUGUGGUGCGAAAAAAACGCAAGAGCCAGCAGGCUGGUCCUUCAUAUACUCAAAAUUGUCCUGAUAAAGAAAACCAAGGAAUCUUACGAUUAAGACGGCCUCUAGAAACACAGAGUGAAGACAAUGAUUCUUCUUUUAGUGACUGUAUCUCUUCACCUUCAUCUAGCCUACAUUUUGGAGAUUCUGACACAGUAACAUCUGAUGAAGAAAAAGAUGCUCCUGUAAGACAUCCUCAGGCAGUGUUGAAUACCACAAGUAGAACUCAUAGCGCAAGGUCCCAAAAAUGGCCUCGGACUGAGGCAGACACUGUACCUGGGUUAUUAAUGAAAAGGCCCUGUUUUCACAGCAGUUCUUUAAGAAGACUUCCAUAUAGGAAGAGAUUUGUGAAAACAAGUUCAUCACAGCGGACACAGAACCAAAAGGAACGAAUUUUAAUGCAGAGGAAAAAGCGGGAAGUGUUAGCUCGAAGAAAGUACGCUUUACUACCCAGCUCUAGCAGUUCCAGUGAGAAUGAUCUCAGUAGUGAAUCUUCUUCAAGUUCAUCUACUGAAGGGGAGGAAGACUUAUUUGUGUCACCUGGUGAAACCCACCAGAACAGUACAGCUGUUCCUUCAGGAAAUACUGAUGAAGAUGUUGUGGUGAUUGAAGCAUCCUCCACUCCCCAGGUCACUGCUAAUGAAGAAAUAAAUGUUACCUCAACAGAUAGUGAAGUGGAGAUUGUCACAGUUGGUGAAAGCUACAGGUCUCGUUCAACACUUGGACACACAAGAUCACACUGGGGGCAGAGCUCUAGUUCUCAGGCUGCACGACCUCAAGAGCAGCGGAACCGCAGUAGGAUUUCCACAGUCAUACAGCCACUGAGACAGAAUGCAGCUGAAGUAGUGGACCUUACAGUGGAUGAAGAUGAGCCGACCGUUGUGCCAACCACAUCAGCUAGAGUGGAGCCGCAGGUCGUGAGUUCUGCUUCCAGUAACAGUUCUAGUACGUCUACCUCAGAGCAGGCCUCUGAUGCAGCUCCAAACAUCUCCAACAGCCAGCCCUCUGCAGCACCAGAGACAACUUCCAGUCUUCCCAGUGGCGGCACUGCUGGCACUUCAGCUGGAGAUGAUGUAAGAAGAACUGCAUCUAAUACAACACUGGAAACUGGCCCUCCAGCCAUGCCAAGGUUACCAUCGUGCUGCCCUCAGCAUUCUCCUUGUGGAGGACCUUCACAGACUCAUCAUGCGCUGGGGCACCCGCAUACAAGCUGCUUCCAGCAGCAUGGCCACCACUUUCAACAUCACCACCACCACCACCACAACCCUCACCCAGCUGUUCCGCUAUCUCCUUCAUUCAGUGACUCCAGCUGCCCUGUUGAAAGGCCUCCUCCAGUGCCUGCACCUUGUGGAGCAAGCAGCAGUUCUGGCACCAGUUACCAUGACCAGCAGGCAUUGCCAGUAGACUUAAGCAGCAGUGGUAUAAGAAGUCAUGGAAGUGGUGCUUUUCAUGGAACAUCUGCUUUUGACCCCUGCUGUCCUGGCUCUUCAUCUCGAACUGCAAUUUAUGGGCAUCAGGCUGGUGCUGGCCCAAGCCAGUCAAUAACAAUAGACGGAUAUGGAUCCAGUAUGGUUGCGCAGCCGCAGCCUCAGCCUCCUCCUCAGGCAUCGCUCUCUUCCUGUCGGCAUUAUAUGCAUUCUCCUUAUGCUUCUUUGACCAGACCUCUUCACCAUCAAGCUUCUGCAUGUCCUCACUCUCAUGGAAAUCCUCCUCCACAGCCACAACCUCCACCUCAAGUAGAUUAUGUUAUCCCUCAUCCAGUGCAUCCGUUCCAUCCUUCAAUCUCCUCUCACGCGUCUUCUCAUCCUGUUCCACCUCCACCACCAACUCAUCCUUUAGCUAAUGCAGCCGCUCCAAUGCCACAGCAUCUUCCUGCAACACACCAGCCUAUAUCCCAUCACAUCCCUGCAACAGCACCACCAGCACAGAGGCUACAUCCUCAUGAAGUGAUCCAGAGGAUGGAGGUCCAGAGAAGAAGAAUGAUGCAACACCCAACACGUGCUCAUGAACGGCCUCCUCCGCAUCCUCACAGAAUGCAUCCCAAUUAUGGUCAUGGGCAUCACAUUCAUGUGCCUCAGACGAUGUCUUCCCAUCCUCGGCAAGCUCCAGAGAGAUCUGCCUGGGAACUGGGAAUCGAAGCUGGUGUGACUGCAGCUACUUACCCUCCAGGGCCGUUGCAUCCUCACUUGGCCCACUACCAUGCACCUCCUCGACUUCAUCACUUACAAAUAGGAGCUCUUCCUCUGAUGGUACCAGACAUGGCGGGCUACCCUCACAUCCGUUACAUUUCAUCGGGAUUGGAUGGAACAUCAUUCAGAGGCCCUUUCAGGGGCAAUUUUGAGGAGCUGAUUCACUUGGAGGAACGAUUAGGCAACGUUAAUCGUGGAGCAACACAGGGAACUAUAGAAAGAUGCACAUAUCCACAUAAAUACAAAAAGAGGAAACUGCACUGCAAACAAGAUGGGGAGGAAGGAACAGAAGAAGACACAGAGGAAAAGUGUACCAUCUGUUUGUCUAUACUGGAGGAAGGUGAAGACGUCAGGCGCCUUCCGUGUAUGCACCUUUUCCACCAAGUAUGUGUAGACCAGUGGUUGAUUACUAACAAGAAGUGCCCCAUUUGCAGAGUGGACAUUGAGGCUCAGCUGCCUAGUGAAAGUUGACACCGCUUUCCAGAACUCUUGUCCUCCCUCUGGCUCCCUCUCAUCCUUCCUGGUACUGCAGUCAACCAAAGAUGGCAUGACUUACCUGCGCAGAUUUGGAAGCAUUGAACCUAGAGUGCUGGCUCUGCUAUAUGGUACAACUAAUGCUAGACCUACGGUUUAUGUAGAAGACACUUGAGUUUCAGUGUAUUUAUAAAACUUUUUUUAGGUUUUGCAUUUUUUCUUUUAAUUCAUUACUGUAUUUUUGCAUGGUUUCUUGUAUUGCAUUUGUUUGCACAUAUUACGGGCUUUGUGACCCCAAACUUGCAGGCAAGAUUAGCUGCUUUAGUAAGUAGAGUUGUGUGGUCUCUCUUUUUGGUUUGUUUUACAUAGUAUCGAGCUUUGAAAGUAUGAUUUCACUCAUUACUAACCUUGGAUUCUUUAAUUUAAUCGAUCAAAUAUUUUAGUUUAAAUGUAUAAAGAUCAUCUAGAAAAUGAUAAUAUUAUGUAUUGAGACAUUCCUUAAUGAGGAAAAAAUGGCUGCUGUAUAUUUACAAUAUCAGUUCUGAGACAAAUAACAUCCUUAAUACUGGGAACAGAAUAUGAACUAUAUUCAGUUUGACUGAUACACAUAGCAUACUCAUCACCACAGUUUUUGUCUGAUCAGAUUUUUGUGUUCGUUUUGAAAAUUUCAGCACAAUGCAGAUAUAUUUGAAUGUCAAUAUUAAACAUUUAGACUGCUGUUCAAAUUGUAUUUAUCAUUUUCUUCCUAUGUCUAGAAAUUUGAAUCCCUAACUUAAAUAUUUGCUGCUGUGAAACAGCUCUAGUGAACACUAAAUGUUGAUUUCAGUUAGCUGGAUUGUAGAUACUUGCAGAUUGGAAGAAUUAUUAGGGAAAUGGAAAAAGAGCUUAGAAUCUGUUUGGUCUUCUGCUAACUUAAGUUGAAAUAUCUGCGUACAUUGAGGGGGUUUAUUGGUUUGUGGGUUUUGUUUUAUUUUAGGGUUUUUUUUUAACUAUAAAGCAAUCCAGUAAGGACUUAGAGCUGCAGGGGUUUUGGUUCUUGUUUGUUUGUUUGUUUGUUUGUUUUUUGGUAUUUAGUUUUUGUUUGGGGGGGUGGGGGGGUGGCAGAUACACAUGCAUUCGUAGAACUUCUAAGGAUUCCAGGCUUGUCUUGGGAUUUUUAUUAGUUUUAAAGUUAAUAAAGUUAGCUAAAUCCACUUGUCUCGUGUUUUAUUUUUCAUUAGUAAAUUGAAAGCCUGUAAAUUUCUGUAGAAACUGAGACACAAAGUAUGUGGUUACCUAGUUUUUGCCUUGAUGAUAGAUUCCCUCUUUAUAAAUUACCAACAGUCCAUCACUGAAAGAAAUAUUUUCUAUAGUUAAGAUUUGCUGCAUAAUAUAGUAUAUAGAAUUAAGUUAUAAUGUACUAACAUUUCCCCUUUGGAGGAGGUUUUAAUCCACAUCUGACUUGAAGCUCAUCAACAUUCUUUCACAUAUGAUAGAUUAUAGUUUAUUUAAAUGUGCUCAACAUUGCAAAAUGCAAAUGUGCAAAAACAUUGAGACAGUAUUGCUGUCACUUUGGAAAAGAUGUUCCUCGGGGAUCAUUAAUGAACAUGUCGAUAAGCUUGCAUUAAGCCACCUGCUUUGUAAGUGGAUUAAAUAAUAAAUACCUUCAGUUUCUCUUGUCUUUGUCUUUCAUAAUCAGAUUGUGUAAAAUGGUUUACAGUGAACCUAGAAGAUGAACUGUUAUGUUUACACUAAUAGUGAUCCAUUUAUAAAUAUUACCUUAUCUAAUUUGAUGCCUGGUUUUGUCUGGUUAAAGCUGCUUUUUUUUUUUUUUUUUUUUUUUUUAUUUUUUUUUUAGCAUUUGUCAGUGCAGUCUCUGUUGCUGGCAACAAACUUAACACCUCUGAGACUGAGGCUUGGAGAGAAAUUUUAUUCUAGCAUGUGUGAUGAUGAAUGAACAUUUUCAAGCUUAAUUGCAUUGCUAAAACUGAACUUAAAACCACUUUGUGCUUGUACAGUGGGGGAUAUGGGAGAGAGGCAAUAUGGGCUUCAACUGCUUCAAAACCUGACAUGGUUUUAGGCUAGAGCUUCUUGAACAUUGUGACCGUAGGAAACGGAAAGUGACUAUGAAGCUGAAGCUGCAUUGGUAGAAAUGGAUAAAAGCAACAGGAAGGCCUGAAAAGACACUUUCUGUUCUUUGGUGACUGUUGAAAAGGAGGGAAGUUAAUUGACCACUGAUGCUUGAAGUCUGAUGAUACUUACUUUUCAAAAUUUCCAAGAAGGCACUUGAGAGACAUGGAACAAAAAACCCAGGGCCUCUGAAAUAAUCGAGACCCUGGGUAUGUGAUAGAAUCUAUUUUGGUUUCCUUACAGGACAAAGAAGCAAAGAUUUGGGGGAUUUUGGGGGUUUUUUUUUUCUUCUUUUUUUUAAGGAAAUCUUUUGUUUGCCUGACUAGGGUGCCUGUACUAGAGGUAUUUUAGUGGUCCAUGAAUUGACUUGUUUUAUAACUGCUACUGGUAUUGUCUUGCUUUUAAAUAUAUGCCUAACAUUGUAAUGUGAUGUUGAAACUUAGGUAUUUGCCAGGAAUCACAGUGUUCUGAUCUUACAUGCUAUUGCAGGGGCUAAUAAAGCUGCAGCCUACUUCCAUUACAGCAAGUUGUGACUUGACCAUAAUUUAAGGGAAGGAAAAAGAAUAGGCUUUUGAUUUUGAAAAUUUCCACCACUUACUGUGCUUUAUAUGCUUAGAUGCAUUGCCUUAAGUUUUCUGCAGCAUCUUUGACUUUGAAGAUAAGAUUCUCAGCAGUAUGCAUCAAAGUACUUCUCAUAUAAAAUUCCAUUGUCGAAAGAAAUCCUUUUUGUAUGCAAUAAAUAAAAUGUGAGAGUGGUAUAAU
Molecule: messenger RNA, 5845 nt
Organism: Opisthocomus hoazin
Lineage: Eukaryota; Metazoa; Chordata; Aves; Opisthocomiformes; Opisthocomidae
Source: RefSeq, a predicted model, not a curated record